Molecule: messenger RNA, 5492 nt
Organism: Hypanus sabinus (Atlantic stingray)
Lineage: Eukaryota; Metazoa; Chordata; Chondrichthyes; Myliobatiformes; Dasyatidae
Product: zinc finger protein 850-like
Exons: 2
Coding region: 2217-4577 (786 amino acids)
Biological process (GO): regulation of DNA-templated transcription
Molecular function (GO): RNA polymerase II cis-regulatory region sequence-specific DNA binding; DNA-binding transcription factor activity, RNA polymerase II-specific
Source: RefSeq, a predicted model, not a curated record
UGAGAAAGUCAUUGGGACAUAUGUGCAGGAACCGGAUAUAUAAGUAUUUGGAUAGAUGUGGACUGAUUAAGGAUAGACAGCAUGGCUUUGUGCAUGAUAGGUCAUGUCUAACCAAUCUAAUGGAGCUACUCGAGGAAGAUAUCAGGAAAGUGGGUGAAGACAAGGCAAGUGGAUGUUGUCUACAUGGACUUUAGCAAGGCACUUGACAAAGUCUCAUAUGGGAGGUUGGUCAAGAAGGUUCAGUCACUCAGCAUUCAAGAUGAGACAGUAAAUUGAAUGAGACACUGUCUUUGGGAGAAGCCAGAGUGUGGUAGCAGAUGGUUGCCUCUCUGACUGGAGGCCUGUGACUAGUGGUUGCAAAAAGGAUCAGUGCUGGAUCUGUUGUUGUUUUUCAUCUAUAUCAGUAAUCUGGAUAGCAAAUUUGUGGAUGACAACAAGACUGGUGGUGUAGUGGACAGUGAGGAGGACUAUCAGGGCUUUCAGUGUGAUCUGGACCAGGUGGGAAAAUGGUUUGAGAAAUGGAAAAUGGAAUUUAAUGCAGACCAGUGUGAGUUGUGGCACUUUGGUCUGACCUACCAAGGGAGGUCUUUCACAGUGACUGAUCGGGCACAGGGGAGUGUUAUAGCAGAAAGGGACCUCUUGAAGAAGAAAGUCCUUAAUUCACUGAAAGUGGUAUCACAGUUAGAUAGAGACGGAAGGGAAGAUUUUAGCCCAAUGGCCUUCAUGAACAAAAAUACUGACAACAAAAGAUGGAUGUUAUGUUGACUUGCAGAAGACAUUGCUGAAGCCUAAUUUGGAGUACUGAGUGCAGUUUUGUUCACAACCUACAGGAAAGAUUUAAGGACUUUGAAAGAGUUCAGAGAAAAUUCACAAGGAUGUUGCCAUGUCUGGAGGACUUGGGUUAUAAGGAAAGAUUGAACAGGUCAGGACUUUAUUCCUUGGAAUGUAGCAGAUUGAGGAGAGAUUUGAUUGUGAUAGAGGGGCAUAGAUAGUGUAAAUGCAAGCUGGCUUUUACCACUGAGAUGGGGUGGGAUUACAACCAGAGGCCCUGGGUUCAGGAUGAAAGGUGAAAUGUUAAGGGUAACAUGAGGGGAAACUUCUUCAUACAGUCAGUCAUCCAGGUGUGGAAUGAGCAGACAGCGCAAGAAGUGCAUGCAAGCUCAAUUUCAACAUUUCAGAGGUUCAUGUAGGUACCUGGAUGGUAGGGGUAUGGGAGUGGGCAGAUUAAAUAGUUCAGCACAGACUAGAUGGCCCAAAGGGCCUGUUUCUGUGUUGUAAUUUUCUACAAGAAUGUGAAAUAUUACAAAAAUUCACUCUGUCUUUUUAACAGCUGUGGAGACCAACCAUACACCUCAACAGGAAUUUUUUAUAUGGCGUUAAAACUGUGGCACUUAAAGUUAAUAAUACAUAAAAAAAAAUCCCAGAUGCACAUCAAGAAAGACUAUUUGUGUGAGACUGUUUCAGUUACUGUGGGGCCAGGCACCCAUGCAGUUUAGCAGGAACAGAGAAUAAUACCAAUGGAGAGAGUCCAACUCAGCCAAGGUACAAAUUGGAGAUGGCAGAAAUGCCCUAUUCUUAUAGAAACAGGAACAGCAUUAGGGAAUUGAUGGUCAUUCCAGACUGUGCCCAGUCAGGAGAUGAUUUAUCUGUCCAACCUGGGUAUAACCUCACUGUAUCAGUGUGAUUCCAGAUCAAACCUUGGCAACUCAAGUAAUCACAUCUGAAAUGUUGUCCUAAACCCAUUGAUGGAUUUUGUAAAUCUUUUACAGGUUAAACAUGAGAAGGAAUUUAUCUCCAGGAAGCUCAAACAUGGCACACCAGUUUUGUUGUCUCUGUCCAGAUAUUUAAGAAGUGGGGCGAGGGAUUCAAUCGACCAUCCUUCCUGCUCAGACUGUGGGGAGGGAUUCACUCGGUCAUCCUUCCUGCUCAGACUGUGGGGAGGGAUUCACUCCGUCAUCUGACCAACUGGCACGCCUGUCAUUUUACACAGGAGAGAGGCCAUUCACCUGCUCAGACAGUGGGAAUGUAUUCACUCGGUUAUCACAAUUGAAGGUACAUCAGCACAUUCACACUGGGCAAGGCCAUUCACCUGUACUGCGUGUGAGAAAGGAUUCAGUCAGUCUUCCCACCUGUGGACACACUAGUCAGAUCACUCUGGGCAAAGGCUGGUGAUCUGCUGAAUAUCUGGGAAAGGAUUCACUCAGUCAUCUGACCUAAUGGCACACCAGCGUGUUCACACUGGGCUGAGGCCGUUCACCUGCUCACAAUGUGGGAAGGGAUUCACUCAGUCAUCCCACCUGCACAGUCACAAGCGAGUUCACACUGGGGAGAAGCCAUUCACCUGCUCAGAAUGUGGGAAGGGAUUCACUCAGUCAUCCACACUACAGAGUCAUCAGCGAGUUCACACUGGAGAGAGGCCAUUCACCUGCUCAGAGUGUGGGAAGGGAUUCACUCGGUCAUCCCAACUACUGGCACACCAGCAAGUUCACACUGGGGAGUGGCCUUUCACCUGCUCAGAAUGUGGGAAAGGAUUCACUAAAUCAUCCAGCUUACUGGUACAUCAGCGAGUUCACACAGGGGAGAAGCCAUUCAGCUGCUCAGUCUGUGGAAAGAGAUUCAUUCAGUCAUCUUACCUGCAGAGUCAUCAGCGAGUUCACACAGGGGAGAAGCCGUUCAGCUGCUCAGUGUGUGGGAAGAGAUUCACUCAGUCAUCCCACCUACUGAGUCACCAGCGAGUUCACACUGGGGAGAGGCCGUUCACCUGCUCAGACUGUGGUAAGAGAUUCACUCAGUCUUCCACCCUACAGAGUCAUCAACGAGUUCACACUGGAGAGAGGCUGUUCACUUGCUCAGAAUGUGGGAAGAGAGUCACUGAUUCAUCUGCCCUACAGAGACAUCAGCGAGUUCACACUGGGGAGAAGCCGUUCACCUGCUCAGAAUGUGGGAAGAGAUUCACUGAUUCAUCCACCCUACAGAAGCAUCAGCGAGUUCAUACUGGGGAGAAGCCGUUCACCUGCUCAGAAUGUGGGAAGAGAUUCACUCAAUUAUCCAAUCUACAGAGACAUCAUCGAGUUCACACUGGGGAGAAGCCGUUCACCUGCUCAGUCUGUGGGAAGAGAUUCACUGAUCCAUCCACCCUACUGAGUCAUCAGCGAGUUCACACUGGGGAGAAGCCGUUCACCUGCUCAGAAUGUGGGAAGAGAUUCACUCGGUCAUCCUACCUACAGAGUCAUCAACAAGUUCACACUGGAGAGAAGCCGUUCACCUGCACAGAAUGUGGGAAGAAAUUCACUUGGUCAUCCACACUACAGAGUCACCAGCGAUUUCACACCGGGGAGAAGUCGUUCAUCUGCUCAGACUGUGGGAAGGGAUUCACUGACUCUUCCACCCUACAGAGACAUCAGCGAGUUCACACUGGGGAGAAGCCAUUCACCUGCUCAGAAUGUGGGAAGGGAUUCACUCAGUCAUCCCACCUACUGGAACACAAGUUAGUUCACACUGGGGAGAAGCCGUUCACCUGCGCAGAAUGUGGGAAGAGAUUCGCUCACUCAUCCAACCUACAUAGUCAUCAGCGAGUUCACACUGGGGAGAAGCCAUUCACCUGCUCAGUAUGUGGGAAGAGAUUCACACACUCUUCCACCCUUCAGAGACAUCAGCGAGUUCACACUGGGGAGAAGCCAUUCAUUUGCUCAGAAUGUGGGAAAGCAUUCACUCAGUCAUCCCACCUACUGGCGCACCAGUCAGUUCACACUGGGGAGAGGCUGUUCACCUGCUCAGACUGUGGGAAGGGAUUCACUCAGUCAUCCAACCUGCAGAGACAUCAGCAAGUUCACACUGGGGAGAAGCCGUUCACCUGCUCAGUCUGUGGGAAAGGAUUCACUCGGUUAUCCCAACUACUGGAACACAAGUCAGUUCAUAGUGGGGAGUGGCCAUUGUUAUUCACUCAGUCAUCUGGCCUAAUGGCUCACCAGGGAGUUCACACCGGGCAGCGGCUGUUCGCCUGCUCAGACUGUGGGAAGGGAUUCACUUGCUCAUCUAAACUGAAGGUACAUCAGCGUGUUCACACCUGUGAGAGGCCGUUCACCUGCUCAGACUGUGGGAAGGGAUUCACUUGCUCAUCCACACUAAAGGCACACCAGCGAGUACACACAGGGGUGUGGCCAUUCACCUGCUCUGAAUGUGGGAAGGGAUUCAGUAAGUCAUCUGAUCUACAAAAACACCAGCGAGUUCACACUGGGGAGAGGCCGUUCAUCUGCUCGGACUGUGGGAAGGGAUUCAGUCAUUCAUCCACCCUACACAGUCACCAACGAGUUCACACUGGGGAGAGGCCAUUCACCUGCUCAGAAUGUGGGAAAGGAUUCAGUCAUUCAUCCACCUUACAGAGACAUCAGCGAGUUCACACUGGGGAGCGGCCAUUCACCUGCUCAGUCUGUGGGAAGGGAUUCACACAGUCGUCCAAACUAUUGGCACACCAGUCAGUUCACACUGGGGAGCGGCCGUUCACCUGCUCAGACUGUGGGAAAGGAUUCACGCUGUCAUCUAAUCUACUGAGACACCAGCGAGUUCACACUGGGUAGAGGCCGAUCACCUGCUCAGUCUUUGGCAAGAGAUUCUCUCGGCCAUCUCCACCAAAUGUGCAUGAUUGUCAAGUCAAACUUGAGUUUCAGGAAGGUAUCAAGGAAGAGCAAGAAUUCACUCGCAGAGAGGACGAAACCUUCUGCCUGAGGGCGGUUUCUGCCCAGAACAUUUGGGCGGACCCCGCAGCGUCACAGUGGCAGUCCGAGAGCAGCGUCACAGUGGCAGUCCGAGAGCAGCGUCACAUCCCGCGGUAAGAUGCCGAACUUUAAAUAAUUGUUGAGACUGUUUCAGGGAGAGGAGCACUGCUGUCACUGCGUUUGGGUGAACUCCGCUAUCGGGAUCAUCGCACACAGGCACUUCUUGAAAACGGCGCAAGGCUUAAGAAGAGCUCGCGGACCUUCAAAAGGGUUCACCCAGUUUGGAAUCAUAACGAUCCAGUAGAGAAACGGAGGUGCCGGUCCGAAAUCGUCUCCGAAGUUCGACAGGCAGCCAGUUUUUCACCUGAUCCUAAUGCUAAUGCUACUGCCACUGCCUUAUGACUUAUGACUAACCUUGACUAGACUAAUGACUGACUUACCGCUGGUUAUUUAUGACUACUGACUAAUAAUUAUUAACUGCCACGCUUGCGAAAAUAAAAAUAAAAAAGGAAAAAGAAGGAAAGCUGUUUGGUCAUUGAGUGGAAUCCAGUUAAAACCUUCGGGUAGGCGUAUUCAGUCCCUUUCAGGUGGGGAAGCUGCACAUGGGAGCAAGAACUCCGACUUGACAGUGAAAAAGUGGUUGACAGUGAAAAUACUGCUUGACAACACUGUUUGACCAGGAAACAGAAAUCUGGGAGCUUUGAGCAGGAACAGCAAGAGCAAUAACCUGGAGUCCUGAAAAAGGAAGGAAAUCAAGUUCAGAUAAAACAACAUCAA